Budorcas taxicolor (takin) is the source of this 1128-nucleotide messenger RNA. RefSeq names its product triggering receptor expressed on myeloid cells like 2 (gene TREML2). NCBI's taxonomy places the organism in Eukaryota, Metazoa, Chordata, Mammalia, Artiodactyla, Bovidae. Gene Ontology annotation, cellular component: cell surface. Gene Ontology annotation, molecular function: signaling receptor activity. The record is from RefSeq and is a predicted model, not a curated record. Bases 16 to 1005 code for a protein of 329 amino acids. Gene Ontology annotation, biological process: T cell activation. The transcript is spliced from 5 exons.
CCACUGCAUGGAGCCAUGCCUCCCACAUUCCUGCUGCUGUCACUGCUGCUCCUGCGGCUCCAGGGCCCUGUCUCAGGUGCACCCAUGGAGAGUGUGUACUUAAAACUGCAGCACUUCGAAGGGGAGACUCUGUCUGUGCAGUGCUCCUACAAGAGCCGCAAAAACCACGUGGAGGGUAAGGUUUGGUGCAAAAUCAGGAGGAGAAGGUGCGAGACUGGGUUCACCCGUGUUGGGGUGCAGGGGCCACGCUACUUGCUGCAGGACGAUACCCAGGCCAAGGUGGUCAACGUCACCAUGGCGGCCCUCAGGCGCCAGGACUCGGGGCGGUACUGGUGCAUGCGCAACAGUUCCGGCAUCCUCUACCCUCUGAUGGGCUUCCUGCUGGAAGUGUCUCCAGCCUCCAGAACCAAGGGAAACACUCCUCUCAUAAAGCUGCCCAACAUCCUCCAGAGUGAAACUGUUGUCACCACAGGCCCUGUGCCCACCUCAGGCCUUGGGGGCCCUUUCAUCAGCCAGGCGACAGUGUUCACAGCUGGACUUCUCACCUUGGCCAGACCACUGCCUUCUCCCACCUCAGGGAGCACCAUACUGACUUCUGUGAUGGGCUCCAGUUUCUCCAGCACCGGCCUGUCCACCAUGGGGCCCGGGAGGGCCACCGGGUCCCAGACAGCGACUACAUCUCCUAGCAACACCCGAGCCUCCGCUGCAGGCCCAGGCUCCACCUCCACUAAGGCCACGCACCUCUGCACCGUGGGAGCCCCCACCAUGGGAAUGUGCCCCACCAGCAGAACUCUCCUCAACCACUUAUUCCCCAGCAGAUACCUGGACUUUUAUCCCAUGGUGCUCGUGGGGGUGCUGGCACUGCUCCCCAUGCUUGUGAUGCUGAUUGCAGUCUACAGCUUCUGGAAGAAGAGACACAUGGGAAGAUAUAGCAUAUGCCAUGACCCUGACAGAUCCUGGAAGGACUCGCCUGCAAGACUGGAACCUCUCUGGAGGCCCGCUUGAUCUGAAGCCACUCAACUGUGGGGUGGGGAGGAGCUCCUCCCAGAGGGACCCCAGGAGACCCCCAGGAGACUCCUCAGAGGAGCGAAGACGGAGACCUGUCUGGGUUGGAGCCGGGCUGGGGGU